AAUUAGAAACCCUUGCAACAUCCAAUGAUAGUCUCUUCAACACUUUAACUCUGUGUACAAAUAUACCACCAAGUUUAUCCAAGUUGGAAGAAAGAACAUUCUUGUGCAGACCACACCAUUAAUUCAAUGAGGCUAAGAUACAGAAGAAACGCAAUUUUAAAGUUGGGAAUAGUGGUGAUAACUCUCAUUAUUGUUGUACCCUUGAUUGUUCAUCACUUUGAGCGUCCUGCAGACGACGAAAAUCCAGAAGUAAUCAAGAAAAAACUCAGGGUUGCAAGAUAUCAAGAGAAAAAGAGACAACAAAAGAACAUCCAGAAUGUUGUUGAAAAUCCUGUCCUGGCUCAGAAGGGAGGAAAGUUUGAGUUGCCAGGUGAUCAGGCUGUGGCAGAGCCAGCACAUGGACCAGAAGCUGUAUUGAAACCAGGUGUUUUGGGAAAUUUUGAGCCAGACUACCCAAGUAAAAGUGGCCCAGGUGAGAAUGGACAAGCAGUGUAUACAGGAAUGGAAGAGAGGUCAAGGGCAGACAAAUCUGUCAGGGAAUUUGGAUUUAACAUGGUUAACAGUGACAAAAUCUCAAUGACCAGAACCAUUCCAGACACCAGACUGGAUGAAUGUAAGUACUGGCACUAUCCUGAAGGUCUGCCUACUGCCAGUGUCAUCCUUGUCUUCCAUAAUGAGGGCUGGUCCACUCUGAUGAGAACUGUCCACAGCGUCAUUGAAAUGUCACCCAAACAGUACCUUCAUGAGAUUGUCAUGGUGGAUGAUUUCAGUGACAAAGAGCACUUGAAAGGAAAACUUGAGGAAUACAUAAAACAGUUUAAUGGUUUGGUAAAGCUGUACAGAAACUCGGAACGUCUCGGCCUUAUUGGUACCAGGACAAGAGGAGCUGAGUUAGCUACUGGAGAUGUUAUUGUAUUUUUGGAUGCUCACUGUGAAUGUAAUAGAAACUGGCUGGUUCCACUAUUAGCCAGAAUUCGCUAUGACAGGACAAUCAUGGCUGUUCCCACCAUUGAUGGAAUAGAUUGGGAUAAUUUCCGCUACCACCCAGUCUAUGGUGCUCAACAUCAUCGAGGAAUUUUUGAAUGGGGAUUCUUAUACAAAGAGAGUGUGGUCCCAGAGAGGGAGCUUAGAAAGAGAGAGCACAACAGUGCACCUUACAAGUCACCUACACAUGCAGGAGGGCUGUUUGCUAUGGAUCGUAAAUAUUUUUUUGAACUGGGAGCUUAUGACCCAGGACUGAAAAUCUGGGGUGGUGAAAAUUUUGAGCUAUCAUUCAAGAUCUGGCAAUGUGGAGGAAGCAUUGAAUGGGUGCCAUGUUCUAGAGUUGGUCAUGUUUACAGGAACCACAUGCCUUAUGGAUUUGGGAAAAUUGAUGUCAAAAUCCCAGUUAUCAGUUUGAAUUACAUGCGUGUGGUGGAGGUUUGGUUAGACAGGGAGCAUAAGGAAUUCUUCUACACAAGAGAGCCCGGUGUUAGGGGUUAUCCUAUAGGAGACAUCUCUCAGCAGCUGAAGUUUAAAGAGGAACAUAAAUGUAAAGACUUCAAGUGGUUCAUGGAGAACGUGGCUUAUGAAGUUUACGAAAGGUUCCCCAAACUCCCUCCCAAUAAAGCAUGGGGAGAGGUGAAACUAAGAAAAGGCUCUUCUUGUAUGGACACCAUGGGCCAAGCAGUUGGGGGAGGGGCAAUUGGCCUCAGCUACUGUCAUCACUUUGGGGGUAGUCAACUUUUCAGAAUCAAUACAAAAGGACAGAUAGGAGUUGGUGAGCGAUGUAUAGAGUCACCCAAUGGAAACACUCUCCAUGUGGCCUACUGUGAGGUGCAGCCUACAGGCCCCUGGGACUAUGAUGAGGCAAGUGGAGUCAUCAAGAAUACAUAUCACAACAAAUGUUUGGAUGGAACAAAUGGGAAACUGACACUGCAGCCUUGUAAUGGUGGGGGAGACUCUCAGAGCUGGGUGGUAACAGAAGUGUACUCAUGGAAGAAAUAAACACAGCUGACAUUGGUAUAGACCAGUCAAUCUUCACAGUGCUCAAUGUACAUUCCAUAUCUACUUACUGUGAACGGUGUGUGCCCAUUGGUUAGAUGAAUAUAUGUGUGAAUGUGCAAAUGGUUACAGAGAAUUUUAGAUCUAUAAAUUGUCCACCAGUUUUGUAUGCACAUUGUGUCCAACGUUGCAGCAAUGGAUCAUACUGUCAAACAGAAAACAAAGAAUAUUAUACACCCACUUUUAUUUAUCAAUCAUGAAUCCUCAUUCAUGAAUAUUUCUUAUUUAAAUCUUCUUGUGCAAUGUAUAUGUUUAUCUCAAACGCAAAUGUUCAUAAAAAUAUAUAUGUAUUUUAAUUGGUGAAUUUUUUUGGCGCAAAUGCAAGUUUAUUUCCAUUAUAUUUUAUGGUUCAAUUCCAUACCAUCAAAAUACGAUUAUUACGUUUUUAAAAUUCAUCCCACAGAUCUAUGACAGAAACAUCUGAUAUCUUUUUCAGUCACAUAGUAGUUUUAGUUGUAGAUUACUGCAUACCAACUUUUAUUUGCGUGCGAGAAAUGUUCACAAGUUUUGCGACCUUUUUUAGCUCCAUUUAUUUUGCUGUGUAUAUGUAGAGAAUGUUUCUUUGAUUGUGAAAAUUAAUCAUCGCAGAUUGAUUUCAAACUGAAGAAUCACAAAUAAAAGAUGAAGCGAAUAAUAGUUGGUUUACAGUAAGUUGUCAAAUACAGAGAAAACUAGACAGUAUUUAAAGUGAGUUUAUACCAGGUAAGCUUUUAAAGAUUAAAAUGCAGCUUUACUUCAGGGAGAUCUGAGAACAGUAUAAAUUUUAAAAAUGGGAUAACUCCAUCAUCUGUUAGAAGCUUUCUUGUUAUAUAUGCAUCUUUAUUAUGCAAUGUGUUUUUUUUGUAAGUUUACAUGUAUAUCACUAUACAGUAAAAUUUGUCUAAUCUGAAUACCACUGGUUCCACAGAAAUUGGUCGAUUAGAUGACAUUCCAGAUUAGACAACAUCUAAAAUAAUUGAGUUUACCAAAAGGGACUUUAAGUUUACAUUGUUUUAGACAAGAUUUCGGAAUACACAGCAUACGCAUUAGACAAGUUUCACUGUAUUUUUUUAUUAUUUGUUUACAGUCAAGUGCUUUAUUUUGACCAGGAGUAGGAUUUUUUUUAAUUGCUAGCAUUCAUUCUGAGUUUCUUUCAGAAUUUAUAAUCAAAUGACAUUUAUAUACAAGUUUUAUAUUUGCCCAUUGAAUUUACGCUAUUGGUACUUAAUGUUGAAAUUGCUGAUAUGAAACCUUGUUAAACCACUGUAUAGUAUGUUGUGGCUCAGCUGUUGUGUACAUUCAUGGUUAAUUUCUCUUAGUUAAAUUAAUUCUGUUUUUGUUUAACUUGAACAAGAUAUGAUAUCUCUUUAUGAAUUUACAAUUCUUUUGGAUUUUGCACAAUUUUGACUGAUCUGAUUGAAAGAACUCAUUUAAUCUAGACUUGUAAAAUACACAAAAAAUAAUUUCCAAGAGAUGUCCAACAUUUUUUGUUUAAAUAUUGAAUGUAUUGUUGUGUGAAGUGAUAUUGACCAAUCCCCAUUUAAAUUCCAUUGAUAUUUUACCUUUAGUAUGGCAUUUUUUCCUCUCUUUUUUGGGGUAAGAAUUCUUGCAUUUAAAAUCCAACUUACCAAAACUUGAAAGUUGCAACCAUACAUCAUUUCAUUGUAGACCUAGGUUUUGACUUCAGAUUUUCAAUUAAAUAAAUGUAGAUACAUUUUAAAUUAAGUGUGCUUAUAGCUGGUUCUAAUUGGAUGAUAAAAUUAUGCUUCUGUAAUUUACCAGUUAAAAACUGUUUAUCUUGACUUAAAAAUUAUAUCUGGCAUUGAAAGCAUGAAACUUUACAUUCUGCUGGUCAUGUGAUCAGUCUAGUCAAUAGCUUAUGUCACAAUGACUAGUUCUUUCUAAACCAUAGGGAAACUGCAAGUUUCAUAAUUAAAAUAAGUGUAAACACAUUUAUUCUUUGUAUGCAGCACAUUUGUCUAAAAGUAAAGAUGGAAAAUUGUAUAAGUUUGUGUUCAAGAAGAAUUUUUUCUUCUUCUUGUCAGAAAAGAUGACUUAAAAAAAACAUAUGAACAUCAUUUGUAUAUGUUGGAAUGAUAAAACUGCAAGGAAAAAACAAAACAAAAACAAAACAGACAGUAUGGAAAUUUAAAUUACAGUAAAUUUACCAACUAAAACCAGUUUGGAUUGCUUUAACACUUGGAUGUACAAAACCAGACAAAUAUAAGGAGAAAGUGUACAUGUACUAAGUUGAAUUCAAUGUUUGCCAACUGAACUUCUUCUGUGAAGACAUUCUGAGGUUGGACAAAUAUAUCUGAAUUUGUGGGUCAUACCUUGACUCAGGUAUUCAUUUUUAGAAUGAACAUGUUGACUUAUAAAGAGAAAUUCUGCUGGGCAGGCUAUUAAUAUUAAAAUGAUAUUGUGAUACAUGUAAUGUAAAUAACAAAUGUGGUUAUUGUUUGAAAAAUUAAAUAUAGAUACAUAAAAAAGAUGUUUGUAUAUACUAAAGUCAAAUAUUUUUAAUUGUGGGUUUAAUUUUUUCAUAUUUAUAUGCAUUUUCCAUAAUAUUCUACAGCUAGAUUAAUGUUGAUAUCAUGUUAUAUGAAUUGUUGGGUGUCAAUAAAAUUUUGGAUAUUUA
This is a messenger RNA of Saccostrea echinata, 4660 nucleotides long. Its product is annotated as N-acetylgalactosaminyltransferase 7-like. The record is from RefSeq and is a predicted model, not a curated record. Gene Ontology annotation, cellular component: Golgi apparatus. The coding region runs from base 127 to 1986 and encodes 619 amino acids. NCBI's taxonomy places the organism in Eukaryota, Metazoa, Mollusca, Bivalvia, Ostreida, Ostreidae. The transcript is spliced from 13 exons.